This is a messenger RNA of Rotaria sp. Silwood2, 411 nucleotides long. Lineage: Eukaryota; Metazoa; Rotifera; Eurotatoria; Philodinida; Philodinidae. The record is from the annotation of a GenBank genome assembly.
AUGGAAACAACCUCGACGGAAACUCGACAACUUCAUUCAAGCCAAAAGGAAGCCAUGAGAAAAAUAACUGAAUUUUCAGGAGAAGCCAAUGAAAUUGAUAUUGAUGAAUGGCUAUUCGACUUGAACAAUUUAUUUUUAUUAAUGAAAUUAAAUGAUGAAACGAAAAUUCUUGAAACAAUGGGUAAAUUAACAGGACCAGCAUUACGAUGGUAUCAAGAAAAUUUAAGAUCAUUCGUUAAUUGGAACGAUGCUGAAAAAGCAUUGCGAGAUCAAUUCAAAGAAUUUACAUCUGACAGUCAAUUAAUGCAAGCAUUUUUUUAUAUUCGUCAAGAAGAAAACCAAUCUGUUAUAUCAUUUUACGAAAAUGUUAUGGGAAAAUAUAGAAAAUCUCGACAAUUUAUACGUAGGUAA